This is a messenger RNA of Huiozyma naganishii CBS 8797, 2556 nucleotides long. Its product is annotated as metallo-dependent hydrolase superfamily protein. Gene Ontology annotation, molecular function: AMP deaminase activity. NCBI's taxonomy places the organism in Eukaryota, Fungi, Ascomycota, Saccharomycetes, Saccharomycetales, Saccharomycetaceae. The transcript has a single exon. Gene Ontology annotation, biological process: IMP salvage. The record is from RefSeq and is a predicted model, not a curated record. The coding region runs from base 1 to 2556 and encodes 851 amino acids. Gene Ontology annotation, cellular component: cytosol.
AUGACUGUGGGGUCGGUAACUGAUCAACGCAGUUUAUUCUCCGAGGAGAACGGAAUGUCGGAUGUCGCCGUUAAGACGAUGCCUCUAGCGAGCACAGAAGCGACAGAGCAAUUGCAAAAAAAAAAGGACAUCUCAAUUGAUGAUAUGGAUAUGAUUGCGUUGAAAACAAAUUUCGACAAGCAAAUGAUUGUCGGGUCCCCAAUGUAUCUAGACCCCUUAGAAGAAGAGAGGGGCACGAUGAUUUUAGAGUAUAAGGACGAUGAAAUUCGUAAAGAGUCAAGAUACUCAUUAAAGGGCAAUUGUUCGAAUCCAGAGCCUGCGUCAUCGACUCACUACCAUUUCCAAAAAAUUAGGGAAGUUACUAAUCCCUUCCAUCAGCUGGUAAAGUUCAGGGAAAAAUACGUUAGAGGGUCCUUUCAAGAUAGUGAAUCCAAUAUCAAAAAUGAUGUUGAGAAAUGGUUAGUGUAUCCUAAGCCUUUGCCCAAGUUCUGGAAGUUUGAUAAAGAUGAGAGGUUUUUAGGUGAAGCUGAAUUUGACCCUGAAAACCCAAUCAGAAAAGUGAAAAGCGGGUAUUACUGUAUCCGCCCUCACGAUUAUGGUCUAGCUAACCGCACGGCUGCGAGUUCAAUACACUAUACUGGAGAGGAAUUUGAGCUGGACGAUUUUGUGAGCACAAUAGCUGAGCACAAUAAAGUACAUAGUUUGGACGAGGACGACUUGGAAGAAAGAGAGAUCCCUACAUUCCGGGAAUUCAAGCACAAUUUUGGGUUCAUGAUUGAGAUGAUUCAGUCGCAUCCAAUGAACGAAAUUUCUGAGAAACGUCUAAACUAUCUUUUGGAUAAAUUCGAUCUGUUUCAACACUUGAAAUCAAAAUCUGAAAUUCUAGAGAACAAGCAAGUCCCCUAUAGAGAUUUUUAUAAUUGCAGAAAAGUGGACCAGGGAGUUUUGCUGAGUGGAUUAGUUACCCAAAGACAACUGAGCGAGUUCAUUUGGGAGAAAAUUAACACAGAAUCUACAAGAAUAGUUCAUGUGACCAGUUCAGGAGACGGGCUUACCAUAAGAGAUAUUUUUCAAUUGGGAUGUUCCCAUGAAAAUCCAUUGGAAGUAGGUUUAAAAGUGAUCGAUGAUCAAUUUUUGGAUUGGUAUAGAGACGUUUAUUUGUCUACGUAUCACCUCAUAAAAUACAGUGAGAGUGAGAUUGAAAAUGAACUGAGUGGCUUGAAACUGCGUUAUUAUUUUUUAGCCAAGAUCUUUUUGGAAUUUGAUAACGCCAUCGAGGGUGAAUAUCUUGCGCAAAUACUGAUUAGAUUUACCAUUCAUUUGUUGGAAAAAUCUAAAUAUCAACUCGGCCAGAUUUCAGUAGACUUCCAAUUCUACGAUCCGAAAGACAGUAACGCCCAGACAAAUAAUUGGUGGAUGAAAUUUUCUCAUUGGUUGAUCAAGUGGAAACUGGUUUCAUACAAUAUCCGAUGGAAUAUCCAAUUGUCUAGAGUCUUUCCUCAACUUUUUGCCGCUCGAAAAGUGUCCAACUUUCAAGACUACUUUGAUUCGAUUUUUACUCCUCUGUUUGAGAAUCAAGAAAGUAAGGAACUUGACUUCUUUUUGAGAAACGUUUGCUCUCUUGACGUGGUAAUCAGCCAGUCGGAUGAGUACCUGUGGAAAAUCUUUGCAGAUAUUAAUCUUCCUCCAAAAGACUGGGUCGCUGAAGGUGAUAACCCAACCAUCUCUCACUAUAUUUACUACACCUUUGCGAAUCUGGCACGUUUCAACCAAUUGAGACACAGGAAGCAUAAGAAUACGAUACCCCUUAGAAGUUACUGCUCUCCCUCUACGUCUAAUCGUACCUCGCAAUUUAGUUCAACCACUCUUUACUUUACUGAAAAAGUAGAGUCUCUGGUGUGUAAUUUGCUACUCUGCAAUGGUGGUCUGCUGCAGGGUGAACCGAUCUGGAAUGCUCCAUCUCUUUUGGAGUAUCUGUUCUAUCUAUUUCAAAUUCCGAUAAUAACGGCACCAUUAUCAUCAGUGAACGUGUCGUCAGGCAAUACUGAUGCCCUUCUGAAUGACCAAAAAGGUACUUUAAAGCAAAGUAAUGGUCCGGAGGCCAAUCCUGUUAAGUUAUCUCGUGACAUCUCAGUUGCCGGUCAGUACACAUAUGAUAAAAACCCAUUUAUGAAAAUGCUAAGAAUCGGGUUUAAGGUUUGCAUAUCAUCAAGAUCCGUCCUGUUCAAUUCCUCUUAUACGUUAGAGCCUAUGAUAGAGGAAUAUAGCGUUGCUGCCAGUAUCUACCUUCUCAACGCUGCAGAUUUAUGUGAACUGGCCAGAAAUUCAGUGAUCAGUAGUGGGUAUAACGGGUUCUACAAAGCCCAUUGGUCAGGGAUUGUAAUCGAAAAUAACGGUGACAACGUGAUGUCUGAUCCUUUGGGUCUGAUUGACAUGUGGAAUGAUAAACCAGAAGAUAACAGGAUCCGACAUAACGUUCCGAACAUUAGAAGAAAAUACAGAACGGAAACACUAGAACAAGAGUGGGAGUUCAUCAAUGACCGUUUUGUUGACUAA